Messenger RNA from Eruca vesicaria subsp. sativa (arugula), 699 nucleotides. The record is from the annotation of a GenBank genome assembly. Lineage: Eukaryota; Viridiplantae; Streptophyta; Magnoliopsida; Brassicales; Brassicaceae.
AUGAGGAAGUUAUGGACAAGCUUUCAGCAGCGUGACCAUGUCCAAGAGACUUGUAGAACUUUGAGGGUUCUGAAUGCUGUUCGUGAUCCUGACAUUGGCAUACCUCUUAGCAUUCAGCAGUACAAGUUACUGAUGACACCAGUGGUUUUGAGUCGCCUGAUAAAUGCUCAUUCCCACCUUCUUGCUAUGUUGAUAUCUGAGUACUUAGGGAUGAAUAAACUCCAACUAUGUAGAGGAAUAUCUUAUGCUGCAGUGGCCACUCAUGCUGAUAACUGUGGCCGUCGAAAGUUGGCUGCAACGCUAGUUGAACAUGAACCACGCUCUACCAAACAGGUUUUUUCACAUGUUUUGUGGUCACUUUCUGAUACCGCUUUAGUGAAAGCAACUGAGAGUGGUGACACUGACCUGGUUUUUCUUGUUAUAUUUCAUAUUUGGCAAAAGAGGCCUCCUUUGGAGUUCUUUGCGAUGAUCCAAGGCAGAGUUUUGGCACCUUUCCUUUUAUGGAAAGAAUCAUGGGAUAUGGGGAAAACCCCAAUGGCUAGCAAAGGAUCUCCGCUGCAAGGUCCACGGAUAAAACUAAUAGAGAAAGCCAACAACCUUUUCUCUCAGACAAAGGAACAUACUUUCGAGUCUAAAGCUGCCGAGGAGCACGCAAAACUCCUGAGGCAAUGGAAACCUGAUAGAUACAACAUGAGCUAG